CCUUUAAGUCAAAGUUUAAUAGCAUCUUCAUGACGACACAAACAAAAUGAUAAGGAUAUGAUGAAGUAUACACCUAAUGUUUACACUUUUUUUAUGUAGAUACACGUUUUAGAUAUUUACUUACGCACUUUUAAUUUACAAUUUUUCCCUGUUACUAUUUUACAAAGUUAAAUAAUUAGAUAAAUAUACUUAAAUGACACUAACAGGAAGAUUGGCUUUUAUUACAGGAGCUGGCUCUGGUAUUGGUAGAUCAACAUGCCAGAUAUUAGCUAGGGAUGGUGCUUUAAUAGUUGCAGCUGAUAAAAAUAAAAGGAAUGCGGAUGAAACAAUUAAUGCCAUUUCAAAAGAAUUUAAACAAGAACACAUUUCAUUAGAGUUAGAUGUUGGAAACUCUUCUAGUAUAGAUGAAGUCUUGGGGAAAAUAUUAGCAGAAUAUGGGAAGCCUCCUACAAUAAUAGUUAACUCUGCUGGAAUUACAAGAGAUAAUUUUAUUUUAAAAUUAUCAGAAGAGGACUUUGACGAAGUUUUAAAAAUAAAUUUAAAAGGUACAUUUUUAAUUGUGCAGAAAUGUGCUAAUGCUAUUAUUGACCAUGGGAUAAAUAACGCUUCAAUUAUUAAUGUCGGAAGUAUAUCAGGAAAGUAUGGAAAUAUUGGACAAGCCAACUAUGCUGCCAGUAAGGCAGGUGUUGAGCGAUUAACUAGAACUGCCUCUCUAGAAUUGGCAAACAAGGGCAUUAGAUUGAAUUCUGUAUUGCCAGGUGUGAUUUUGACUCCAAUGACAACAGUAAUUCCUGAUAAAGUGAAAGCAAAACUUAUGAGUAUGAUUCCCAUGAGAAGAUUUGGAGAACCAGAAGAAAUUGCUGAAGUAAUAGCAUUUUUGGCUGGUGAUAAGAGUUCUUAUAUAACAGGUACUUCCAUUGAGGUUACAGGAGGAUUCUAGUAAUGACGAUUUUGCGCUAAUUUUAUAUAUUUUAUGAAUUUAUUUGCAUAGAAAAAUAAAUAAAUAUUAGCUUUUA
Messenger RNA from Anoplophora glabripennis (Asian longhorned beetle), 1016 nucleotides. Its product is annotated as estradiol 17-beta-dehydrogenase 8-like. The transcript has 4 exons. Gene Ontology annotation, molecular function: oxidoreductase activity, acting on the CH-OH group of donors, NAD or NADP as acceptor. Bases 194 to 940 code for a protein of 248 amino acids. The record is from RefSeq and is a predicted model, not a curated record. NCBI's taxonomy places the organism in Eukaryota, Metazoa, Arthropoda, Insecta, Coleoptera, Cerambycidae.